Lethenteron reissneri (Far Eastern brook lamprey) is the source of this 4519-nucleotide messenger RNA. RefSeq names its product protein orai-2-like. Gene Ontology annotation, biological process: store-operated calcium entry. The record is from RefSeq and is a predicted model, not a curated record. NCBI's taxonomy places the organism in Eukaryota, Metazoa, Chordata, Hyperoartia, Petromyzontiformes, Petromyzontidae. Gene Ontology annotation, molecular function: store-operated calcium channel activity. Gene Ontology annotation, cellular component: membrane.
ACGUGGCGUGUUGACAAAAAAAUGCCCCAAAAUGCGAGUGGAAACGAAGAGGUGAAUAAUUAAAUAAUGUUUGAGGCGUGGUUCUCGAUAAACCCAAACUUUAGCAAUCGCCUCGCCACGAUUGUAAGUUUUUGGCGAUAAUUUAACAAAAUUAUUAAACGAAAUUACGACCCCAAGUCGAGGUUUAUUUUGUCGCUUGCUCGAUCUACUGCUGGAUUUAGGCAUCGCCUCCUCCAUCUCUCCACACGCGGCUGGUGAUGUAAUUUUAAACAUUUUUUAAAGGUUUUUUAAAAUUUUUAUAUAAACUUAGCGAUGUAAAGGUACACCCACGUGUAAAUAGAAUACCAUUAAUCGCACGUAAAGAUGUAAUCGUAUCGUAAUUUAAUUAAUUGUAUACAUUGCAGUGUGAACAGCGUUCAUUGGCUAGUGCUCGUGCCAUUAUACCGAUUUUAAAAGCCGAUUUUAUUUACAAGAUUAUGAACUGCACAGUAAUCUGUAAACAUAAUGUGUUGUACAUUAGUGGAAGGAAUAUAUAUAGAAGUUGAUUUUAGCGGGUAACAUUAUAUCAAAGGCUUAUAAUAGCAUUGCAUUGAAGCGAAUAUAAUAUUAUAUUUGAGACAUUUAACUCUAAAUAGGAUUAUAAUAUCCACUUACCAUCGCACAUAGCAAACUAUUAUGCUAAUACCGGUAUUAAUAUCACUCUUAUAUUGUACGAACUGUAGAUGUUAUUACGUUACCAGCGGAACAAUAGCGAUAUUGUAAUUUACGACCAUAAAACUGGGUUAACCAUUUACGUUGCGAGAUUAACAUUCACUAUCAUAGCUUGCACGUAGCAAUCGUUACAUGACAACGGGUUAUCGUUAUAAAUGUUUAAAAUCUACGCAUUCAGAAUAUAAACAUUUCAAUUCGACACUUUAGACGAACUCCCCCAAUACUCGGUGGUCAACUCUUAAACAAUCCGAUAAACAUAAUUAACACGGACACUUAGUUUCUAAUUAAAACUAAUUGUGUUAAUUAAAAAAAAACAUAAUAACUGACGGAAGACGACAAUCAAACAUUUUAAUCUUUAAAAUAAAAAAAUCUCCUCAGAAAUUAUAAAAAAAAAAGUCUCCGCCCACUUGAACCCAAAUGUGGGGCCCUGGCCGAGUCGGGCCCCCCUCCCUCGCCUGCUCGUCCCCGCCGCCGCGGGGCCGCCCUCCCGGGCACGACUCUUAUCCCGGCUGGGUCCAGCGAGGCUACGUCCAUCUUAUGACUGCGAACGAACACUCGAUCCAGGCGCUGUCAUGGCGCAAACUCUACCUCAGCCGCGCCAAACUCAAGGCGUCUUCCCGCACGUCGGCGCUGCUCUCCGGCUUCGCCAUGGUGGCGAUGGUGGAGGUGCAGCUGGACGUGGGCCACGUGUACCCGCGGGGGCUGCUGGUGGCGUUCUCCGUGUGCACCACGGUGCUGGUGGCCGUGCACCUGUUUGCGCUGCUCAUCAGCACGUGCAUCCUGCCCAACCUGGAGGCGGUGAGCAACGUGCACAACCUGCACGCCGUGGACGAGAGCCCGCACGAGCGCAUGCACGGCUACAUCGAGCUCGCCUGGGCCUUCAGCACCGUCAUCGGCACGCUGCUCUUCCUCGCUGAGGUCGUUCUCCUCUGCUGGGUGAAGUUCCUCCCCCUGGGCGCCGCUCAGCGACCUCAGCAGCAGCUGCCGCCACCGCCACAUCCACCACCACAUCCACCACCUCCACAUCCACCGCCGCUGUCCCCCGUGUCGCCCCCCGCUCACCCCGACCACGACCACCACCUCGUCAUCCCCCCCACGCCUCCCCUCGUCAUCUCGCCGCCGCUCUACCCCGGCCCUGGAGGCGGCAGCGACGAGGGGAGGGACGCUGCCUUGGCCGCCACGGCCGUGAUGGCCCCCGUGGGGCUGCUGUUCGUGCUGUUCGCGGCUCACUUCUACCGCUCGCUGGUCGGGCACAAGACGGAGCGCCACCGGCACGAGAUCGAGGAGCUGAGCCGGCUACGCAACGAGCUCGAUGGCGGUGGAGGUGGAGGAGGUGGAGGAGGAGGUGGAGGAGGUGGAGGUGACGGAGGAGGAGGAGUAGGUGGAGAGACCGGGGUGACCGCUGGCAGUCACCGGAUACGCGACGACGAUUACGAUGACGACGACGAUGACGGUGGUGGUGGUGGGGGUGGUGGUGGGGGUGGUGGUGGUGGUGGGGCUGGUGGUGGUGGUGGGGCUGGUGGUGGUGGUGGUAAUGGAUACUGUGACGGGGUGCAGGGAGGUCGGAUUGGAGGCAAGGGCGGUGGCUAUGGGGGUGGGGUCGUCUGAGGUGGAGCUGACGGAGGAGGUGGAGCUGACGGAGGUGGAGGAGGUGGAGGAGGUGGAGGAGGUGCAGUAGAGACACGGGUGACUGAUGGCUGUCACUAGAUAUGCGACGAUUAUGAUGAUGGUGCUGGUGGUGAUGGGAGUGAUGCGUCUGUGUCUCUGUGUGAGUCUCUGUGUGUGUCUCUGUGUGUGUCUCUGUGUGAGUCUCUGUGUGUGUCUGUGUGUCUCUGUGUGAGUCUGUCUCUGUAAGUCUACGUGUCUCCGAGUCUCUGUAAGUCUAUGUGUCUCUGAGUCUGUCACUGUGUGGCGAGUCUGUGUAGCACUGUGGUGGGUCUGUCACUGUGUGGCGAGUCUCCGUGUCUGUGUGGUGAGUCUGUCUCACUGUUUGGUGAGUGUCUCUGUGUGAGUGAGUCUGAGUGAGUCUCUGUGUGUGUUUGUGUGAGUCUCUGUGUGUGUGUGUCUGUGUGAGUCUCUGUGAGUCUGUGUGAGUCUCUGUGUGUGAGUCUCUGUGUUUGAGUCUGUGUCUCUGUGUGAGUCUCUGUGUGUGUCUCUGUGUGUGUGUCUCUGUGUGUGUCUGUGUGUGUCUGUGUGUGUCUGUGUGUGUCUUUGUGUGUGUCUUUGUGUGUGUCUUUGUGUGUGUCUCUGUGUGUGUGUCUGUGUGUGAGUCUGUCUCUGUGUGAGUCUCUGUGUGUGUCUGUGUGUCUGUGUGAGUCUCUGUGUGAGUCUCUGUGUGUGUGUCUCUGUGUGUGUCUGUGUGUGUCUGUGUGUGUCUGUGUGUGUCUUUGUGUGUGUCUUUGUGUGUGUCUUUGUGUGUGUCUCUGUGUGUGUGUCUGUGUGUGAGUCUGUCUCUGUGUGAGUCUCUGUGUGUGUCUGUGUGUCUGUGUGAGUCUCUGUGUGUGUCUGUGUGUCUGUGUGAGUCUCUGUGUGUGUGUCUCUGUGUGUGUCUGUGUGUGUGUCUCUGUGUGUGUCUGUGUGUGUGUGUCUCUGUGUGUGUGUCUCUGUGUGUGUCUGUGUGUGUGUGUCUCUGUGUGUGUCUCUGUGUGUGUCUCUGUGUGUGUCUCUGUGUGUCUCUGUGUUGUGUCUCUGUGUGUCUCUGUGUGUGUCUUUGUGUGUGUCUCUGUGAGUCUGUGUCUCUGUGAGUCUGUGUCUCUGUGUGUGUCUCUGUGUGUGUCUCUGUGUGUGUCUCUGUGUGUGUCUCUGUGUGUGUCUCUGUGUGUGUCUCUGUGUGUGUCUCUGUGUGUGUCUCUGUGUGUGUCUCUGUGUGUCUCUGUGUGUGUCGCUGUCUGAGUCUGUACACCCCCUUGGCCAGGCUCGGACUGCAGCCGGCUGGCGGAGUGGAUGCACCGAACCCUCCCCUGAGUUUACUUCAUUCAAAUGAUAUGCCAAUGAUAAGCUACUCGUAUGCUAAUGUUACAUAGAUACCGGCGGUACGAACAACGACGACAGCGUUAGGGGUCGGUGUUGAGUGGAGACCGCCGGGUCCCAGUCAGCAUCGCCACUGGGGAGACACGGGGCGGCCGCUCACGUGUGCCGUGCCAACAGCACUUGCCCCUACAGCACUGUGAGGGCUACCUGGGCCGGGGGGAGGACCUUUGUCUUUUGUGUGAUGAAAUUGCUUUUAAGUUUUGCCGCGGGUGGAGCGGCGGCGCUGCGGUUAGCGCCAUGCCGCCGACCCGGCGACCCGAACCGGUCCUGGGCCUCUCCUAGGUCGACUCGGCCUCAACCGAGUAGCUGCGGACAUCGCCGGCACCGGGGAGACAAAGGCGGCCGGGCGCGGUGCUGGCCACCCACCCCCCCCCUCCCCCCUCGGUGUGACCCGCAAAGCCCCGGCGAGGUUCCAGGUGGCACCGCUGGGGCUUGGGGGACUUGGGGGGCCCCUUUGUCUUUGUGCGCCUUGCCCCCCCCCCGCCCCCCCCCCACUGAAUGGUUGUGGAUGUGGAGGAGCGGCAGGCGAGGCCAGGGGGGGGGCUGGCGGCGAGGGGGGGCGCUGUGGGGACGCUGACGCUGAAGCCGGCCGGGGGCCUUGGUCUGUGUGGGGCCACGCGGUGGUGGGGCCUGAGUCGGGGGCCACGCGUGGGGCCUAGUCGGUGCGGGGCCUAGUUGGUGUGGAGGCCACGCGUGGGGCCUUGGUCAGCGUGGGGCCUGAGUCGGGGGCCACGCGUGGGGCCUUGGUCGGUGCGGGGGCCACGCGUGGGGCCUAGUC